GUAGAGACGGGGUUUCACCGUGUUAGCCAGGAUGGUCUCGAUCUCCUGACCUCGCGAUCCGCCCGCCUCGGCCUCCCAAAGUGCUGGGAUUACAGGCGUGAGCCACCGCGCCCGGCCUCAGCUGGUUUUUCAAAAGUCAUGGCGUGUAAUUGUCAGAACAGUGAACUUCGGAGAUCCACCGGAGGGGCGAGGCCACAGCUCAACCGCGAGCACCUGAGCAUCCUGCACCGCCUGCGACGGCCGUCAGGGGGCGCGAUGCCGCCUCACAGAACCUCGAGAGGCGCCCGGGUUCCGGCACAGAAGCCCGGCGGCUCCAGGGGGCGGAGCCGAGCCGCCUCCUCAGGACCUACGCAGGAGGCGCCGUCAUCCCUACAGGGACACCUGAGAGGACCCAGCCUCCUCCUCCUCAGGACCCACUCGGGAGACGCCGCUGGCUCUAUAGGAACACCUGGGGACCGUGGCCAGGGACCACCCAGCCUCCUUCUCCUCAGCUCCUCAGGAACGACUGGGGAAGCUGUGGCUUCAUGGUCCCCGAGGCUGCCCGAGGAAAGGUAUUUCAGGACAGCCAGGAGGGGGCGCACAUCCGCCGAGAAACUGUGAGCAAGAGCGUCUGUGCUGAACCACGGAGCCACCAGAGGGCGCGCGAUCCCGCCCCAACGAACUUCCCGCGGAGGUGCCAGAAGCAGCGAGGAGCUUCAACUUCCUCAGGGCAGCACGAGGGUCGUGUUAACUUGGUGUUCUUCAUUGAGACGGGGUUUCACCGUGUUAGCCAGGAUGGUCUCGAUCUCCUGACCUCGCGAUCCGCCCGCCUCGGCCUCCCAAAGUGCUGGGAUUACAGGCGUGAGCCACCGCGCCCGGCCUCAGCUGGUUUUUCAAAAGUCAUGGCGUGUAAUUGUCAGAACAGUGAACUUCGGAGAUCCACCGGAGGGGCGAGGCCACAGCUCAACCGCGAGCACCUGAGCAUCCUGCACCGCCUGCGACGGCCGUCAGGGGGCGCGAUGCCGCCUCACAGAACCUCGAGAGGCGCCCGGGUUCCGGCACAGAAGCCCGGCGGCUCCAGGGGGCGGAGCCGAGCCGCCUCCUCAGGACCUAUGCAGGAGGCGCCGUCAUCCCUACAGGGACACCUGAGAGGACCCAGCCUCCUCCUCCUCAGGACCCACUCGGGAGACGCCGCUGGCUCUAUAGGAACACCUGGGGACCGUGGCCAGGGACCACCCAGCCUCCUUCUCCUCAGCUCCUCAGGAACGACUGGGGAAGCUGUGGCUUCAUGGUCCCCGAGGCUGCCCGAGGAAAGACAGAGUCUCAACCAGGCUGGAGUGCAGUGGCGUGAUCUCGGCUCACUGCAACCUCCGCCUCCCAGGUUCAAGCGAUUCUCCUGCCUCAGCCUCCUGAGUAGCUGGUAUUACAGGCGCCUGCCAUCAUGCCCGGCUAAUUUUUGUAUUUUUAGUAGAGAUGAGGUUUCACCACGUUGGCCAGGCUGGUCUUGAACUCCUGAUCUCAGGUGAUCCGCCCGCCUCAGCCUCCCAAAGUGCUGGGAUUACAGACAUGAGCCACCACUCCUGACCAACAUCUUACAUCAUUUCUUGUCAUACUUAAUGACUGGGUAUUUCAGGACAGCCAGGAGGGGGCGCACAUCCGCCGAGAAACUGUGAGCAAGAGCGUCUGUGCUGAACCACGGAGCCACCAGAGGGCGCGCGAUCCCGCCCCAACGAACUUCCCGCGGAGGUGCCAGAAGCAGCGAGGAGCUUCAACUUCCUCAGGGCAGCACGAGGGUCGUGUUAACUUGGUGUUCUUCAUUGAGACGGGGUUUCACCGUGUUAGCCAGGAUGGUCUCGAUCUCCUGACCUCGCGAUCCGCCCGCCUCGGCCUCCCAAAGUGCUGGGAUUACAGGCGUGAGCCACCGCGCCCGGCCUCAGCUGGUUUUUCAAAAGUCAUGGCGUGUAAUUGUCAGAACAGUGAACUUUGGAGAUCCACCG
Molecule: messenger RNA, 1976 nt
Organism: Gorilla gorilla gorilla (western lowland gorilla)
Lineage: Eukaryota; Metazoa; Chordata; Mammalia; Primates; Hominidae
Exons: 6
Coding region: 525-1487 (320 amino acids)
Source: RefSeq, a predicted model, not a curated record